AUGGGAGAACCCAUAGAUUCUAACCAUGACAUGACAACAAAACCAAACCCUCUUCGACCACCACCACCACCACCACCCUAUCCGCCGCUUAAAGCCCACCGUCAAUCAUCAAAAAAGAAAAACAGACCCAAAGUUUUCCGAGUCGUUCGUUCGGUUUUCCGAUCAUUCCCCGUGAAAACAAAAAGAUUCCCAUUCUACAGCAGUCAUUUCUCCGGAGGAUCUUCUAGUGACCACGUAACCGCCACCCUUUUUGGGUAUCGUAACGGCGGCGUGAGCCUUUGCAUUCAAGAGAAUCCGUACGCAUUUCCGGUGUUGAUUCUGGAGAUGGGUCUGGAAACCAGCAUGUUGGAGAAAGAGAUGAGUAUGGGAUUCGUACGGAUUGUGUUGGAAUGUGAAAAUAAGGAGACGAUGAGGCUGGUGGAGGAGCCGUCGUGGACGGUUUAUUGCAACGGGAAGAAGAGCGGUUAUGGGGUAAAGCGGGAGGCGACGGAGGAGGAUUUGGGUGUGAUGGAGAAACUCCAGCCGAUGUCGACGGGAACUGGAGCGUUGCCGGGAAAAUCUGACGUGGAAGGUGGAGAUUGUGAGAUGGCAUAUGUUAGGACCCAUUUUGACCGUGUGGUGGGGUCCAAGGAUUCAAAAACACUUUACAUGGUCAGCUCAGAUAGGAACAAUGGCCCUGAAUUGAGUAUUUUCUUUGUAAGGGUAUAA
Molecule: messenger RNA, 708 nt
Organism: Cynara cardunculus var. scolymus (artichoke)
Lineage: Eukaryota; Viridiplantae; Streptophyta; Magnoliopsida; Asterales; Asteraceae
Product: protein MIZU-KUSSEI 1-like
Exons: 1
Coding region: 1-708 (235 amino acids)
Biological process (GO): hydrotropism
Source: RefSeq, a predicted model, not a curated record